Messenger RNA from Abrus precatorius (Indian licorice), 399 nucleotides. RefSeq names its product photosystem I assembly protein Ycf4-like. Lineage: Eukaryota; Viridiplantae; Streptophyta; Magnoliopsida; Fabales; Fabaceae. Gene Ontology annotation, cellular component: thylakoid; photosystem I; membrane. The record is from RefSeq and is a predicted model, not a curated record. The transcript has a single exon. Gene Ontology annotation, biological process: photosynthesis. The coding region runs from base 1 to 399 and encodes 132 amino acids.
AUGUAUUUCGAUGGAAUCGUGGGUCUUCUUAUUAGUUUUUUUUUGUGGGCCGCGAUUAUUUUGGAUGUGGAUGGUGGUUAUGAUAUCUUCCAAAAAGAAGAGAGAAUGGUUUAUUUUUUUCGUUGGGGAUUUGGAUUUCUUGGAGAAAAGCGUCGUCUAAUUUUCAAAGUACCUAUGAAAGAUAUUCGGUGCAUCAAAAUAAUGCCAGAAGUUCAAAGGGAUAUUUUGACUCGUACCCCUACUUUUUAUCGUAUUGUUUUUAUGGAAACCAUAAACUAUGAGCUCAUUCCCUUGACUCGUAUUGAAGAUGAUUUGAGUUUCCAAGAAAUUGUAGACAAAGCUUUCGAAAUAGGCAGAUUCGUGGAUGUACCCGUUUUCUUGAUGUAUCCGCUUUAUUGA